UCUGUUCUUUCUCCCAAAACCCCCGUAUAGAACCCAAGCCAGCAGCCAUGCUCCGUCGCCUCCUACUCCGCCAAGCUCGUCGGCGCCAUUGCUCCUCCUCAUUCUCCUCCGCCUUGCCCCUCUCCUCGCCGACCUUCGCCGUCUUCGGCGCCAACACCGGCGUCGGCAAGACCCUCGUCUCCGCGGGCCUCGCUGCCUCCCUCCUCCGUUCCCACGCCGCCUCCCCCUCCGCCGUCCUCUACCUCAAACCGCUCCAGACCGGCUUCCCCGCCGAUUCGGACGCGGGGUUCCUCUACCGCAGGGUCCCCGCGCUUGUCCGCCCCUCCCACGCCGCGCACCUCGUCGCCUCCAUCGACACCCUCUCCCCUGCCCCGUCAGUGGAAACCCCAUCCCCUUCCCGCGAGGAGGCGGCCUUCUCCUACGAUGGGGAGGGUAAGGCGGUGAGGAAGCUUCUGGCUUGCAGGACGCUGUACGCAUGGCGGGAGGCGGUGUCGCCGCACCUGGCGGCGGAGAGGGAGGGGAUGACGGUAGAAGACGCGCAUGUGAGGUCGCUCCUGGCGGCGUGCCUCGCCGAGGGGGAAACUUUGGGGAAGGGGGAGGGGGAUGUGUGGAAGCUGGUCGAGACCGCCGGCGGCGUGGCCAGCCCGGGCCCGUCUGGCACGCUGCAGUGCGAUCUCUACCGGCACUUUAGGUUGCCUAUUAUUCUUGUUGGAGAUGGCCGUCUUGGUGGUAUUUCAGGCACUUUAUCGGCAUAUGAAACUCUGUUGCUCAGGGGGUAUGAUGUUAGCGCAGUGAUUUUGGAAGAUUGUGGUUUGUCAAACGACAAGUUCUUGCUUUCUUACUUGAGAAAUAGGGUACCAGUGCUUGUUUUGCCACCUAUUCCAGAAGAUCCAUCAGAUGACCUAACUGAUUGGUUUUCCGAAUCAUCUUCAGUUUUUGGUUUGCUUGAAGAUGCCCUGCGAUCUUUUCAUUUGAAAAGAAUUCAGAGGUUAAACAGUAUGCAAAGAAAAUCAAAGGAUUUACUGUGGUGGCCCUUCACUCAGCACAAUCUUGUACCUGUAGAUUGUGUUACAGUAAUUGAUUCGCGCUGUGGUGAGAGUUUUUCAGCAUACAAGGUGAAAGACAACAAGUUGAUGAUGAUCCCUCAGUUUGAUGCAUGUGCAAGUUGGUGGACUCAAGGACCUGAUUCUAAGUUGCAGAUUGAACUUGCAAGAGAUAUGGGCUACGCUGCUGCUAGGUAUGGCCAUGUGAUGUUUCCAGAGAAUGCUCAUGAGCCUGCUCUUCGUUGUGCUGAACUUUUGCUUGGGGGAAUUGGUAAAGAUUGGGCUUCCAGAGUUUAUUAUUCGGACAAUGGAUCAACAGCAAUUGAAAUAGCUCUGAAGAUGGCAUUUCGCAAGUUUUCACUUGAUCGUGGAAUUCUACUCGAUAGUGACAAGAGUAUCACCAACGAAAGAAAUAUUCAGUUAAAGGUCCUUGCUCUAAAAGGUUCAUAUCAUGGUGAUACCCUGGGUGCUAUGGAAGCUCAAGCUCCAUCAGCCUAUACAUCGUUCCUUCAGCAGCCAUGGUAUUCUGGGCGGGGACUUUUUCUAGAUCCUCCAACAGUGUUCAUAAGAAAUGGGACAUGCGCACUUUCUUUGCCCCAGUCGAUACAGAACUGUCAUCUGAGCCCUGGUGAUAAAUGUUUUCCUUCAUUUGCUGAAGUCUUUUGCAAGAGUAGGGACUCAUCAGCUGCAGCUGAUUUAUACUCAACCUACAUAUCCCAACAACUUUCAGAAUAUUCCAUGUCAAGUAACACAGAGCAUAUUGCAGCACUUAUUAUAGAACCAGUGAUACAAGGUGCUGGGGGAAUGCACAUGAUAGAUCCACUUUUCCAGCGAGUACUUGUCCAUGAGUGUAGAGACCGAAAAAUACCUGUCAUAUUCGAUGAGGUCUUUACAGGGUUCUGGCGUCUUGGUGUGGAGUCUGCUUCAGAGUUGCUCGGCUGCUUACCUGAUGUUGCAUGCUAUGCUAAACUGAUGACUGGUGGGAUAGUACCAUUAGCUGCAACGGUAACAACAGAAGCAGUUUUCGAGGCCUUCAAAAGUGACUCUAAGCUUACAGCGCUUUUACAUGGCCAUUCCUACACUGCUCAUGCCAUGGGCUGUUCUGCGGCAGUAAAAGCUAUCCAAUGGUUUAGAGAUCCAUCCACAAAUUCAAAUCUCGAUUUUGAUUGUAUGAAGCUCAAGGAGCUAUGGGAUGGCACACUUGUGAACCAGUUAUCUUCACUACCAAAUGUAAAGAGAGUAGUCUCCUUGGGAACUCUGUGUGCAAUUGAGCUGCAGGCCGAGGGAUCUGAUGCCGGGUAUGCGUCGUUGUAUGCGAGAUCCCUGAUCCAGCAACUUCGAGAAGAGGAUGAUAUCUAUGUGAGGCCCCUGGGCAACGUGAUAUACCUAAUGUGUGGUCCUUGCACGACCAGAGAUGUCUGCACAGAACAACUGUCCAAAGUGUACCGUAGAAUCAGCCACUUCAAUCCAAUUCACUGAGGAUAGUUGUGAGCAGAAAAUCAGAAAAUCUAUGCUAGCUUUAGUUUCCGGCCAAAAGACAAUGUGCCCCGCCUCUAAGGUGAAAGCUUAUGGAGCUUCUUGAAUAUGUAGUUCAGGCUGGAUGUAAGUUCAGUUACAAUGUUCUCCUAUAAUUACGUGGAAGUGGGAUGACAUUACAAAGAGAAAUAGGCCUACUCUGCAUUUCACACUUUCACGUCAUCAUAGUAAUAUUACCCAGUAUAGGCCUAUUUCUCUUUGUAAUGUCAUAUAUAUAUAAGAUUUGUUCCAAAGUUUUGGCUAA
Triticum aestivum (bread wheat) is the source of this 2823-nucleotide messenger RNA. RefSeq names its product bifunctional dethiobiotin synthetase/7,8-diamino-pelargonic acid aminotransferase, mitochondrial. Gene Ontology annotation, cellular component: mitochondrion. NCBI's taxonomy places the organism in Eukaryota, Viridiplantae, Streptophyta, Magnoliopsida, Poales, Poaceae. The coding region runs from base 48 to 2522 and encodes 824 amino acids. The transcript is spliced from 14 exons. Gene Ontology annotation, molecular function: S-adenosyl-L-methionine:8-amino-7-oxononanoate transaminase activity; dethiobiotin synthase activity; magnesium ion binding. The record is from RefSeq and is a predicted model, not a curated record. Gene Ontology annotation, biological process: biotin biosynthetic process.